Molecule: messenger RNA, 738 nt
Organism: Penicillium taxi
Lineage: Eukaryota; Fungi; Ascomycota; Eurotiomycetes; Eurotiales; Aspergillaceae
Exons: 1
Coding region: 1-738 (245 amino acids)
Source: RefSeq, a predicted model, not a curated record
AUGUCAACGAGCUUCCUCAGUCUCCCUGCCGAGCUUCGCAAUGAGAUAUAUACAUGUCUUUUAGUGUACAGCGAGCCUAUUGAUCCCUGGGGUGGAAAUCAUGGACUCGAACCUAAUCUCCUAGCCACGAACUCGAAAAUCCUUCACGAGGCCAGGUCGCUACUCUACGGCAAUAACCGCUUUGACCUCACCGUGAUGAUGCCUGACCUUAUAUCUCGCUUUCUUGAUACGAUUGGCUUUAUCAACGCAUCUCAUCUUCAGUGUAUCCGCAUCGACUUUCCUAGACUUCAUGUCAUCGAAGACGAAGUCAGCCUGGAAGAAGACAGCUUUUAUAUAUUGGAAAAGAUCCAGUCACACUGCACCAAUUUAAAAACGCUCAUAACAUCCUCAGAAAGCACAAAUGCUUUAGAAACCGUGCUAGAUCUAUAUGACAGCCCUAACAUCUGUGCGAAGGCGUUAGCGCUGGUUGCUGCUCGCUUCCAAGAAAUUCCAUCUCUCAAAGAAAUCGUCGUCGAGGUUUACGAGGAAGGUCCAAGCCUAGAUAUCAGAAGAAAAAUGAAGAGUCAUGGAUGGAUAGUCAAUGUGGUGGAGCCAUUGGAAGAACUGGAGUGGGAUUUUGAUGCGUUAUCGAAUGAUCAUGAGGAUGAUUAUGAUGAUUACGAUGAUUACGAUGAUGACGAUGAUGAUGACUAUGAUAUUGAUAAUGACAGUGACUUUUGGAGAAGAGCGGCAGAUUGA